UACUGUUUACGCGUCGUCGUCGCGUCGUGGGGCCUUUUACCGUUGGAUAUAUGCGUGAACGUGGGUCGAGGGCCGUCAAGCGGAUGUGAGGGACUCUAGCAGGGCCACUGCCCCAAUUAAACGUGAUCGCGCCGGCGACUUCCGGAGGCGCCGCUCCUCUUCGGAACUCGGAACGUCGUGUCGUGGGGCCACCCUAACGUGGACAGAAAUUAAAUUAUCAUUAUUAGAUAAGAUCGAGUAACGUAUAUCCCGGCCCUCGCCGUUUUCACGCCGUGCCGAUCGUCCGAGGAUUCGGUGACUUAAUUUCCUUCCGCAUCACCGGAAUAUGAGAUGGCAAGAAUCGUAGCGUGCGUCGUGUUGGUUUGCUUGAGUGCGUGUAGUAUAUUAAGUGCAGAUGAGAGUAGCGAUAGCAAUGCCGGUGAUGCGAUACAGAAGCCGGCUUACAAAAGUCCAGAACCUUCCGGCUUCACUUACCUAGCGGAACACUUUGACAGUGAGGAGAGAUUUACCAAUUCAUGGGUGUUAUCCGAAGCGAAGAAGGAUGAUAUUGACGAGGAUAUCGCCAAAUAUGAUGGAAUUUGGUCUAUCGAAGAACCUAAGAAACAUAGUGAAGACGGAGAUCUAGGAUUAGUGCUUAAGAGCAAAGCUAGACAUGCUGCCGUUUCUACUCCAUUAGUUAAGCCAUUUUAUUUUGAAGACAAUCCCUUGGUUGUACAGUAUGAAGUUAAUUUCCAAGAAGGACAGGAAUGUGGUGGUGCCUAUCUUAAGUUACUCACAUUAGAUGAUAAACAUGGGGACUUGAAACAGUUUCAAGAUAAAACACCAUAUACAAUAAUGUUUGGGCCUGAUAAAUGUGGCAAUGAUCACAAGCUGCAUUUUAUAUUUCGACAUAAAAAUCCACUGAAUGGUACAAUCACAGAGAAACACUGUAAGAAAUCAAAAGACAAACUGGAAGAUUACUUCAAAGAUAAGAACCCACAUUUGUAUACCUUGAUUGUACGGCCUGAUAAUACUUACGUAAUUAAAGUAGAUAAUAAAUUAUUAAACUCGGGCUCAUUACUGGACGAUUUCGAUCCUCCUGUAAAUCCGCCUCUGGAGAUAGAAGAUCCCAAUGAUAAACAGCCGGAGGAUUGGGAUGAUCGAGAAAAGAUUCCUGAUCCGAUGGCGGAGAAACCUGAUGAUUGGGAUGAAGAUGCUCCGGCGCAGAUAGUCGAUGAAGAAGAUGUUAUGCCGGAAGAUUGGCUUGUGGACGAACCGCCUAUGAUACCGAAUCCAGAUUCAGUUAAGCCCGAUGACUGGGAUGUUGAGAUGGAUGGUGAAUGGGAAGCUCCAGAAGUACCAAAUCCAAAAUGCGCGGAUGUUCCUGGUUGUGGACCAUAUAAACAAAAAAUGAAAAAGAAUCCACGAUAUAAAGGAAAAUGGUUACCACCGCUAAUUAACAAUCCUAAUUAUAAAGGAAAAUGGAAGCCUAAACUUGUACACAAUCCUGAUUACUUUAAUGAUGAACAGCCGUUCAAGAUGUUACCAAUUAGCGCUGUUGGUUUUGAGCUGUGGUCGAUGUCUCCCGAUAUAUAUUUCGAUAAUAUAAUUGUAACAGAUGAUGAAAAAAUUGCGAAGGUAUGGGCGGAUGCUACUUUCGAGGUUCGACGUGUUAAAAUUGCUGAAGAAAACUGGAGUACAUGGAGACGAAUCGCAGCAUUUACUGCGGACCAUCCAUGGAUGUGGGCAGUAUAUAUAUUCCUAAUUGCAAUACCAGUAGUACUGUUAAUGUAUUUUUGCUGCCUUUCUGAGGACAAAACAGAUUUUAAAGAUGAAGAUGAAAAGCCUCUAGGAAUGGCCGAUGAUUUCGACGAGGCUAUGGAAAGUGAAGAUUUGCAAGCUUUAAAUAUUGAUCCAACCGAGCAAAGACCUACUAUAGAAGAAAUAGAAGAUACAGAGAAAGAGACUGGAACAGAGGAAGUAAUAGAAAGUGAUAAGGAUACAUCACUGAUCAGUGGUGACGGACCACGACGAAGAAAACCAAAUAAAGAAUAGGAAGAAUAAUUACAAAAAAUUUAAUAAGAAUAUAUUAUUGCGUUAAGAUAUUUACGUAAACUGUCACAUUCCACAUUACACUUGCCACUGUGGAUAGUAGGGUUACCAAUCAUUAGCAAAUUCAGUCACUGCAAUGUGAUCGAUAUUUAAUUAUUCGUCUAAGAAUAUUUACAUUUGAUAUCGUAUGUGAAAUCUUAUUAUAUUUGAGAAAAAUUGUCAGAUUAUACAUAUGCUUUUGUGUAAUGAGUGAUGUAUGAUGUAUUUGUAUUCAGAAAUUCACCAGAGUGUUUUCCUUUAAAAUGGACAAUGCCUUAAUAUAGUAUUUAUGUUUUUUAGCUCUAACAUUGUGAAAUGUUGUGGUAUUAAAGAAUAGCAUCUUUACUCAGUUUGUAUAUUUAAUGUUAUUAUUGGACAAAUUAAUAAGAGCUAGAGAUAAAGAAGUCAAAGAACUGUGAAUGUAAUAUAUGUCAAUGCAAAGUACGCAUGAUCUAUGUCCUGAUGUAAUUUAAAACGAAUUUAAUACGAUUUAACGAUUAUUAUUAUACUUUAACUACUAUGGCAGAAUUCCAUUUGAUUGCGAAAGCAAACGAAUUAUAAGCAUUUAUCUACGGAAUGUGCAAGUCAGCUUGUGUUCUCAUAAUUUUUUAAUUAGUAUAUGCAUAUGUAUAAUUGUUUUUCUAAUAUAAAAAUAUUGAUGAGAAUACAACUGACGAGGUAGCUUUUGAAGUUGUUGACGUAAAACAAUGUCACUUAACAAUCGUACCAUAGUAGUUUAUAGUCAAUGAUCUGUUAUUAUAUUAUUUUAUGUAAUAUUUAAUGUGUUAAUGAUUUAUUUAAGUUAAGAAUAAGUCCAUAUAGUACAUAUUGUAAUCAGGUACUAUGUUGUUUGUAUUAAUUGAUUAUUUCAAUGAAAUAAAAUUUAAAGAAAUAUAGAAUUAA
Monomorium pharaonis (pharaoh ant) is the source of this 2973-nucleotide messenger RNA. RefSeq names its product calnexin. Gene Ontology annotation, biological process: protein folding. Gene Ontology annotation, cellular component: endoplasmic reticulum membrane; endoplasmic reticulum. The transcript has 8 exons. The record is from RefSeq and is a predicted model, not a curated record. The coding region runs from base 331 to 2034 and encodes 567 amino acids. Gene Ontology annotation, molecular function: calcium ion binding. NCBI's taxonomy places the organism in Eukaryota, Metazoa, Arthropoda, Insecta, Hymenoptera, Formicidae.